AAUUAACCCGCUAUACAGUAUAUAAGAAUUGUUUUUAUUGUGUAAUAUCAGGUCAUGGCUGGGCAGCAUUGCUUAUAGCUGGAAACGAUAGAAGGGAUACUGUAGCAAAAUCAUUUAAAGAAGAUGUUAAAGAAGUACACAAAGUGAUUAUAUCGAAAUGUCCACUGGUAAUGGGAGUCAGAGCUGACCAUGUGCAGACAGUGCACCCAGAGAUACCAGGGCAGCAAGAUAAUAUACUAGAUAAAAUUAAAAAGUCUGUUACAAAUUUGACAAACAUUAGUGGUAUUCAUACAUUGCUUGUGUAUCUCUCUGGUCAUUAUAAGCCACUGAAGGGUGGAUUUGAACUGAGUCAUUAUAAUUCAGUGGAGGGAGAACUUCAGAAAGAGACAACAUUCCAGUAUCUUUCAUUGAAAGGAUUGCAAGAUAUAAUUGUUACCAUUUUAAAUGGGUCAGCAUCUGUCAGAGAAGGACAUACAGCCUCAAAGCGUGCAAUAGUAUUUUUAGACUGUUGUUCAGCUCCAGCAGUUACAACACCAUCCGUAGAGAACGUACUUCCAAGUGACAGUGAACAACAGUCUUCAGCCAACCUUUCACAAGCUGCUUCGGGAGACGCAAAUUCUCAGGAAAAGUGUAGCUGGAUUGAAGAGCUAUCUGCUUUUAAACUGGAUCCAGACAUUAGCAUCGUGGCAAUCAAUGCAUGUAGGUCAGACCAGUAUUCUUUUCAAGAAAAAGGAGGGAGUGUAUUUAGAAGAUUUCUUAUUCAAGGCCUUACCAGGGUUGCGCUUGGAGGAGUUUGUGAGAUUGAUCAAUGUGAUCACUGUCAUAUAUCAGGGGAUUUUGUGACGGUUGGAAACUUGCAUACCUACAUAUCAGAUCAUCUGACGAAAUUUCGUAAAAUGUAUCCCAGUGACCCUGUCAUGAAUGUCUACAAUGCUAGUGGUCUUGAUGCAAAGAUAGGCUAUGUUAUUAACUUCAAAGCUGAUUUACAGUUUACUUACAGGUUAAAGGAGAAAGUGAUUGCUGAUACAAUUCCACAAAGAAUGUUUAGUGAGCUAUCUGAACUGCAAAGUUUGCUGUUUGACAGAUAUGUAGAGAAAAUGGAGCUUGAUGUUGGUGAAACCCUAAAGCUAAGUAAUGCAGAUUUUAAUGGCAUUCUGUGUGUGGAAGUUGAGAAGGGGCCUAAGAGCCACCAGAGGGAUAGAUUGGAAAGCUUAGAUAGAAUAAUGACGGCUUGGAAUGCUAAACGAGAACUUGUAGUCUCAUUAAGAACCUUGCCUGAAAUUUACAGAGGCAUGGUCGGGAUAUUUAUGCCCUUUGGUGAGACCGUGAUGCCAGUUUUAGAUUUCCUGUUAAAGAGUACUUGUGUCGGGACAGAAGAAAAGGAUCACGCUACAAUUUUUAAGACAAAACUUGGUGAAGACUUUGACAAGCUUUCAGAUGAUGCAAAUGAUGAACAGACAAGUACUGCAAUGGAAAAAUUCAGUGAACAUCUAAUAAAUCUUGAUGAUGCCUUGCAAAAAUGUCCAGAGAUGACGAAACACUACAACUGUGUUGUGUGUAACAAACGAACCAAACCAAAGGAAAGACGCAUUAUAAACAAAGAUGUGAAGAAAUACCUCAGAAAGGCAUUAUUUAUCGAUCUCAGUUCAGAAAAAGAUAUCAUAUGCAACAAAUGUAAACACAAGUAUUACACGUAUGAUAUAUGUACAAAGUCUAAGCAAAACAAUAGCAAGAGAGAUUCUCAGUCUACCAGGGAUGCAGAUUUUCACCCAACCACUUCAAAUUCAUCUGUUCCUGCAGCCAGUCCACCUUCGGUAAAGUUAAAUAUACCAUCUACACCAAAAACACAUGCACGGUGUUUGGCAUGCAAGAAACCAGGACCUAAACUUAUAGUUAUUUCGGCACCUGCCCGAUUUGCUGCAUUUCUUCAUCAUAAUGUUAUAAUUCCUGCUGGAGCAAGAUGCUGUCCAAGUCACAUUGAAGAAAAAACAUGUAUGCUUAGACCAGAGUGUUUACGAAAUAUACCAGUUACAGAGCAAUCGUUUAUGAAUAGAACAACUAUUCUGAAUUUACUGAAGCAAAUGAGAGAAAUGUGCUGUAAGAAACAAAACACAUUGGACUUUGACAAUAUAAAGGAUGAAGAAAUGAGAAAUCUAACUGGACUUAGUCUCGAACAGUUCAAUGAUUUAUUCUCACACAUAAAGGACAAAGUAAAAGCUACACCGGCACGGACAAGUCGGACAUCGGUAGGGCUGCUUUUAUUAAAACUACGGUCCGGAAUGUCUAAUAAAUUGUUAAGCAACACUUUUCAGGGUAAGUAA
Messenger RNA from Mercenaria mercenaria, 2321 nucleotides. RefSeq lists its product as uncharacterized. The transcript has 5 exons. The annotation marks the transcript as partial. NCBI's taxonomy places the organism in Eukaryota, Metazoa, Mollusca, Bivalvia, Venerida, Veneridae. The record is from RefSeq and is a predicted model, not a curated record.